AUGGUUCGCACCUCCGUCCUCAAUGACGCUCUCAAGAGCAUGAACAACGCCGAGAAGGCCGGCAAGCGUCAGGUCCUCAUUCGACCAAGCUCGAAGGUCAUCGUCAAGUUCCUCCAGGUCAUGCAGCGACACGGCUACAUCGGCGAGUUCGAAGAGGUCGAUGACCACCGCAACGGCAAGAUCGUCGUCCAACUCAACGGCCGCCUCAACAAGACUGGUGUCAUCUCUCCCCGUUACAAUGUUGCUCUUCGGGACCUCGAGAAGUGGGUUGUCAAGCUGCUGCCUUCUCGUCAAUUCGGCUACAUCAUUCUCACGACUUCGUCGGGUAUCAUGGACCACGAGGAGGCUCGACGGAAGCACGUGUCGGGCAAGAUCAUUGGGUUCUUCUACUAG
Cyphellophora attinorum is the source of this 393-nucleotide messenger RNA. RefSeq names its product 40S ribosomal protein S22. Gene Ontology annotation, cellular component: ribosome; cytosolic small ribosomal subunit. Gene Ontology annotation, molecular function: structural constituent of ribosome. The record is from RefSeq and is a predicted model, not a curated record. Gene Ontology annotation, biological process: translation. NCBI's taxonomy places the organism in Eukaryota, Fungi, Ascomycota, Eurotiomycetes, Chaetothyriales, Cyphellophoraceae. Bases 1 to 393 code for a protein of 130 amino acids. The transcript has 2 exons.